AUGUCCGAGCCAUGGUGGGGUGUGAUGGUGGCGCUUGGGGUGCUUGUGGCGCUGACGCGGAUGGCUGCCGGGGAUGGGGCUGAGGAUUGGCGGGAGACGGUCGCGGUGGGUGGGCUGGAUGCGCCCAGCUGCACAGCCAUGGAUGAUGUGGACGGCGAUGGUCGGGCCGACUUGGUUGUGGGAACCAUGACCGACCGCAAAAUUGCUUGGUACCCGCACUUGGGGGCGGGGCUGUACGGCAGUCAACACCUUGCAUGGCUCGGCGCCUCCCCAAUCACCUUCCUGGCCGUCGGGGACCUAGACGGCGACGGUGCUCCUGAUAUCGUGUUUGCUGAUGAGAGUGCCGCCGGUCUACGCUGGCUCCGUAACGGGCGCGCCACAGGUGAGCCGUUUUCGGCGAAAGCCGCGAGCCUACCCAUCUCCAUCGUGCCAGAGACGGUCAAUGCCCUGCUACUCGUUGACCUCGAUAUGGAUGGUGCCCUGGACGUGGUCGGGAGCACGACGUUGGAUGGCGCGGGCGGUGAGCGCGUCUUGAGCUGGCAUCGAAACAGAGGUAACGGCACUUGGCACGCCCCCAUCAUCCUGGCCCAAAACGCCGCCGAUCCCUACUUUCACCUUAGCACCGUUGAUCUCUACGGAGACGGCCAUUUGGCCUUGCUGCACAUUCGCAGCAGUGUUACCACCAUGAUUCCGAGCUUUUAUCCCAAUGGCACCCACAGCCCACCGCGUGCCGUGGCUACCGCUGGCUGCUCCCCCUUUAACUUUGCCGCUGGCGACAUUGACGAUGAUGACCGUGCCGACCUGGCCGUGGCCUGCCCUUCAGAGGGCAUCAUGGGCUGGCUGAAGAAUGCCGGUGAUGGAACGUUUGAUUCCCUCGCCGUCAUUGGCAGCGCCAUCGCCGGUAUAAAUUGGGUCGUCUUGGGGGACUUGAAUGGGGACGGACAACUUGACCUUGCGGCCGUCGCUACCGCGGCGCCCAUCACGCUCUUGUGGGUCCGCAAUCGCCUUCACACCGCAUCUCAGCGAUUUGGUAGCCCCAGUCCCCUCACCUUUCCGGGGUCCGGCAUCGCUGGCAUUCACCUUUACGAUCUCAACGAGGACGCAUUGCUCGAUGUUCUUGUCAUUAUGAAAUCUGGUGAUCGCAUUGGCUGGCUGGCCAACACUGGGGGUGGUGUCUUCCCCACUGAAGCCACCCCUUUGGUGUCCACCGUCAAGAAUCCCACCGUGGCUCUGCCCGUCGACAUGGAUGGCGACAGUCUGCUCGACUUACUCUGCGUCUUCAAUCAAGGCAACGCCAUCUCCUGGUUUCGUGGUGACGGCACGGGACAGUUUGGACUGGAAAUCAGUCUGACCACCGCGGUCGAAAGCAUCUCAUCCAUCACCGUGGCAGAUCUCGAUGGCGAUUCUUUGCCUGACCUGGCUGCCGUGAGCGCGAUGCAGGGGUCUCUGAUGUGGUUGCGCAACGAGGGCGCCGGCGCCUUUGCCCAACCCACCGUUAUCGCCAACGACCUUGAUCAGCCUUUCGUGGUGCUGGCUGCUGACAUUAACGGCGAUGGCGCUCUUGACCUGGUGUCAGGGUCUAGCGGUGCCAGCACCGUGUUUUGGUCCCGCAACCUUGGCAACGGUGCAUUUGCAACCACAGCCAUCCUGCUGGCCAACAUCUCCGGCCCUUAUGCGCUCGCGUUUUCAGAGUUGGAUGGCGAUGGUCGACGCGACCUCGUGGUAUCCAGUUUCUUCCAGGCUGCUGUCUACUGGUAUCCUCAAAUCCGACCUGGCACAUAUCGUCCCCAGAGCCUGGUUGGCAGCGGACUUGAGGGGGCAAUAGACCUGGCAGUCGCGGAUCUGGACGGCGAUGGGUGGACCGACGUGGUGUCUGCGGCCAGUGAGGACAACAGCGUCUUUUGGCACCAAAAUCUGCAAGGGCAAGGGUUUGCCAACCCCAAGCUCGUGUCGAAUGAUACUCUGGGCGUCUGGCGCGUGGCAGCGGGCGAUCUAGAUGGCGAUGGGCAACCCGACAUCGUUGCUGGGUCAAGCACCGACAACACGGUGGCGUGGUUUCCAAACCUGGGCAAUCCCACCUCGUUCGGAGGCAAAACUACUUUAAUCUCCUCCGCCAUGGACUUGCGUGACAUGCGGCUCGCUGACUUGGAUGGUGAUGGUGACCAAGACGUGAUUGUGGCAAGCUUUGCCGAUCAUCUUGUGCGCGUCCUUAUGAAUCCUCGCUACACCGCGCCUGUAUGGGACCAACCCGUCGGUCUUGCCGACAUUGUGACAGUGCAAAACCGCGUCCAAGCAGCUAUCAUGUUCAACGAGAGCGCCGUGUUGUUGGCGAGUGUCCCGGAUGUGGCCCAACCCACCGCGGGCACCCUGCGUGUCUUGACACAAGGGCCAACGGGCGCGUGGAAUUUUGAUCGCUUUUUGGCGUCGCCACGCUAUGGAAGUGGCUACCUAGUACGCCAGUUGCUGGCUGCAGAGUUUGGCUUUGUUGUGGUAGAAGCACCGGCUUCAGACGCCGACGGUACCCAGCUAUUGUUCUAUGCGCACAACGAGUUGGAGCCUCGAGCUGCCUUGACCCUGCGCCCUGGCGCCCGGGGCGAGCACGUCACUGUCGCAGGCCAGACGCUGCAUUAUUUUCAAGGCCGAGUUGGCAGCGAGGUGGUGGCGCCUGUUUGCUCAAUGCCCCUCCCCGCCGAGCUUCCAGCGACCUUUACAACAUGGUCGUCCGAGAACGCGGCCUGCUUUCCUGUGGCAGUGUCGACCACCAUUAUUGUGCAGGCCGGGGAGCAGCUGCUGGCCGGAGGCACCGGCAUCUACUCGUUGCACAUUGAUGGCUCGCCGUUUGGGGCUCUUCGCACAGUUCUGUCCAGCUCCGAUGCCGAGCGCAUGACGUUUUGUCCUGUGGCAGCCGUCACAACCACGGGGCGCCAGAUCUUCACGUUAAUCCUAGACAAUCAGCUGUAUCUGGGCGUAUGGGCCGUUGCCUACACGCAGGGCCUCUAUCUCCAGUCCAUGCACGCCAUGGCCAACUGUACUGAACCUCGGGCCAUGCACCUGCUCAAUGACGCCACCCUCAUGCUGACGUGUGUGGAUCCGUCGUUCCUGCACGUGGUCGUGAUGCACAUUGAAACGGGUUUGGCCACGUGGGUCUACUCUGAGUUACUGCCAGUACCUUUGGAUCCUGCAGCCGGGCGCUUGGUACCCCGAGGCAAUGCGACGAGUGCCACCUCUUUUUUCAUGCUAGGUGGAACGGGCCUCGUGCAUUUGGACAUGGUACGCUUCGUAGAUCAUGACACGGGCACGCCUCUAUGGGACGCCACAACAUUGGUAAAGCCUUUUAUUUCAACCGUGGAAUUUUACUUGAUUGUCUUUUCGGGUGUGCUGCCAACCGCCCCACCCCGCAUUGAGACGACGAUGGCGAGCACGCUGCCUUUUACUGUCGAUUCAACUACAAGUCAGCACCAAACGAGGGCUCCAACCGAGAUCGCCAGCACCACGUUGGCGCCCCAGCCGGCUGGAUCGGCAGAGAGCAACGGCGGCAACGCAAUUGUGGCGGGCGUAGUAGCGGGUGUCGCUGCCGUGCUAGUGGUUGCCAUUGGCGUUGUUGCCUGGCACCGCCGUCGACAGCGGAAGCCUUUGCCCAACGGGGCGCUUGGCAUAGGAGACAUUGUCCCCAUGUCCUCCGCGGAACAGAUUGAGCUCUGUCUGUUGCAGUUUACGGAUCAACUACGCAGCCCGGGUUGGCGCGGCGGGCGAGGUCCACAACCGCUGAAUAUGGCCUCACAGAAAUGGUUGCAAGAUCUGGGCCCACUAGGUAAAGGCAACUUUGGCGUGGUGCGCAAGGCCAAACCCAUACGCCACACGGAAAAAUUUGGCGACCAACUAGUUGUGGCGGUCAAGCAAUUUGAAAGUAUCCAGGCUGCUGAUUACAAGGCGGUCAUGAUGGAGGCGGCUCUCAUGCACACGGCUGGUCGACACCCACACAUUGUGCAGUUGCUGGCUGUGGUGCAAGACAGGUGGAUGGCUCCCGAGGCGUUGCUGCGCGCCCAGUUUUCGCCGGCAUCGGAUGUGUGGUCCCUUGGCAUCGUCAUUUGGGAGGGGCGAACCCCCUUUGGGGAGCGCACCAUGCAGAUGAUGCUCGAGCUGCUGCAGGCUGGGAAGCGCCUGGAUACGCAGCACAUCCCCUCGGCCCUGCAUGCGCUUUUGAGCGCGACGUGGGAGGCCAAGGCAGAGCUGCGACCCAGCGCUCAGGCCGUGGCACAGGCGUUGCAGGAGCAGCACGCCCCCAUGGCAGGCUUUGCGGACAAUCGCGGCCUUUUGGCCCUGGAAGAACCUACCGUUUUGGAAGAAGCAGAGAGUGUCUUAUGA
Messenger RNA from Monosiga brevicollis MX1, 4365 nucleotides. RefSeq lists its product as uncharacterized. The transcript has 8 exons. The coding region runs from base 1 to 4365 and encodes 1454 amino acids. Gene Ontology annotation, biological process: protein phosphorylation. Gene Ontology annotation, molecular function: protein kinase activity; ATP binding. Lineage: Eukaryota; Choanoflagellata; Craspedida; Salpingoecidae. The record is from RefSeq and is a predicted model, not a curated record.